AUGAUCGAUGCUGAUACCAUCAACCAACGUAAGCUUGAUCAAGUUUCAUCUGAUCAAGCUUCUUCAUCCUGUAUCGGAAAGCGAAAGAGAUCAAAUGAUCCAACUCCAAUUCAGUUCUUCGUUCGAUCGUUUCCCAAAGGAGAAACUAUAGUUAUCCGAGCUCAUUCUACGGACCCAGUGGAAUCCAUUCACAAUAAAAUCAUGGGAAUCACAGGAAUACCUGCAUUAAAGGAACGACUAAUUUACCAGGGAAAGGAGCUCGAGUUGGAUAAAACAUUGGAAGACUAUGCCAUCCAACACGAUACAACUAUACAACUUGUAAUUGGUAGAAUGCCGAGCACAGAUCAUCCUCAGGCGUGGCAGCUCAUCGAUGACUUAGUUUCAGUAGUCUUCGAUAUUUUGAAAAGCAAUGAUCCUUCAGCUCUUAUGCGCGGGCAUCAUAUCAUAAGGAUGUUGAAGCAGUUUUUCGCGAUGACUCCAAUGGAUAAUAUUGAAGAAUCCUUUCAAUACCUUCAAAUAUUCAUCUCUUCCUCAGCUCCUGCAGCUCUGGUAAUGCUCUAUAUUUCAGCAGAUAAUACUAAGAAAUAUAUUGCUCAUGAAUCUAUUCAUAGACUUAUCAACUCAUUGAAGAGUACUUAUUUGCCUAAGCAUAGAUACAAUGAAUAUGCUCGAUUGGUCUUUGUGUUUUGUAAGCUGCUGAGAAGUGUUGUUGGGCUUGAUGAUCCCUUGUACAGGUUUUGUCAGAGUAGUAUAGUAGAGUUCACUGGGGUCGCAAGGCACUACUACGUUACUAAGGAAUUAUCAGCAUUGAAUGAUGCUUUUCUGUUUGUACGGGAUGUAGUAGUGGCUGAGUUAUCCCGUGAGUUAGAAUUGAGUAUGGGAUCAGUUGAGUCUACGGAGUUAUCAUGGAGCAUUGUGCCUGAUUUUACUGAGUACAUGUGUUUGGUGAGGGGAUUGUUGCAACAACCUUUCGACUCUCCAAUUGAAAGUGUGCAUCAUAUUUUAUCUGAUUUGCAUCUCAUUUUAUAUGAUUUGCUUGAUAAAAUAGAGCUGUGUUUGAGGAAAAUGGAAGAUCAGUUGGGAUUGAACGAUGAAGGCAGGCCUAUCGUAUCGUGGUGGUCUCAGUAUCUUGUAAUACUGAAAGAGUUAAACAACAUUUCUAAGUUGUUUAACAACUCGGAGGUCUUUUGGGAGAAGAUAACUCAAAGAAAGGUUUCACUAUGCUUUCUAAUCGUGACAUUUGCAAAGAGUUUUAAUGAUUAUCAGUGGGUCAUUGAGCAUAAGGAGGUAACCAAUUUCGAAGUAAGGAGACAUUUCGCAAUGAUGAUGCUUGAAGAAGCUAGAUGCGGAGAAGAGGAUGAGUCAUAUGAGAUGCUCAUUGACAGAUCCCGGUUGUUGGAAGAAUCCUUUCAAUACAUUGUAGAUGUGGAUCCUGAAUUGCUGCGAGGCGAUCUGUUAAUGGAAUUCGAACAUGAAGAAGCUACUGGACCUGGUGUGUUGAGAGAGUGGUUUUUCUUGGUAUGUCGAGAGCUCUUCAAUCCUCAAAUGGCUCUCUUUAUGGCUUGCCCGAAUGAUCGUAGAAGGUUUCUCCCAAAUCCAGCAUCUAAGGUGGACCCGCUGCACCUUGAGUAUUUCUCCUUCUGUGGUAGGAUGAUUGCAUUGGCUUUAAUGCAUAAAAUACAAAUCGGGGUUGUGUUUGAUCGCGUGUUCUUUUUGCAAUUGGCUGGAGAAGAAAUUUCGUUGGAGGAUAUUAGGGAUGCAGAUCCUUCCUUGUACAGUAGCUGUAAGCAGAUACUCGAGAUGGAUCCUGAGACGGUGGAUCAAGAUAUACUUAGCUUGGUCUUCGUUUGUGAUGCUGAAGAAUUCGGGUCCAAAAUAACAAUCGAGCUUUGUCCCAACGGGAAAGAUACUGUUGUGAACAGUAAGAAUAGGAAGGAGUAUGUUAAUCUCCUUAUUCAACAUCGAUUUAUCACAUCAAUUGCUCCGCAGAUAGCUCAUUUUUCUCAAGGUUUUGCUGAUAUAACUACCUUAAGUAUCCAAACUUGCUUGUUUCGGAGUUUAGAUCUUGAAGAUCUUGACCAGAUGCUUGAUGGGAGUGGAAGUGAAAUUUCUAUUGAAGAUUGGAAAGCACAUACAGAUUACAAUGGCUACGAGGAAAGUGAUCAUCAAAUAUCCUGGUUCUGGAAGAUAGUUGAGUGUAUGUCAGGUGAGAAGAGAAAGGCGCUCCUUUUCUUCUGGACUUCAAUAAAGUAUCUACCUCUACAAGGUUUUGGCGGUUUAGAUUCUAGACUUUCCAUCUGCAGAACAUCGGAGUCUUGUGAACUUUUGCCUUCUGCACAAACAUGCUUCUACCAGAUGCGCGUUCCUCCUUAUGGUACCAGGGCACUGAUGCAAGAACGACUCGACAUGAUCACCCAAGAGCAUAUUGGUUGCAGCUUUGGUAUCCGGUGA
Solanum dulcamara is the source of this 2451-nucleotide messenger RNA. Its product is annotated as E3 ubiquitin-protein ligase UPL5-like. The transcript has 3 exons. Gene Ontology annotation, molecular function: protein binding; ubiquitin-protein transferase activity. Gene Ontology annotation, biological process: positive regulation of protein catabolic process; protein polyubiquitination; proteasome-mediated ubiquitin-dependent protein catabolic process. Lineage: Eukaryota; Viridiplantae; Streptophyta; Magnoliopsida; Solanales; Solanaceae. The record is from RefSeq and is a predicted model, not a curated record. The coding region runs from base 1 to 2451 and encodes 816 amino acids.